AUGCCGAAAGACAGCCCGACAUUCCGACUUGCAAAUACUGUGGGAGAGGUCCGCUUCCCACCUUGUGAAGAGCGUGAUGAAGAAUUAGCCAGAAUACAUGAGGAGUUCCAACUCAAGCCCAUGGGCGAGAUCGCCAAAUACCCUCGACAUAUUCCAUAUCAGAGUGACAAAAAGUCGUUCCAAGAGAAGACAGGUCGGGAUAGUUUUCAUGUCUUCAAUUACACAUUCCAGAAACCGGGCUCUGACGUUGUGUGGACAGUGAUGUGGGACUACAAUGUUGGACUUGUGCGCACUACGCAUCUCUUCAAGUGCUUGGGCUACGCAAAGGUAACCGUUCCUGGCAAGGCACUGAGAAACAACAAGGGCCUAGAGGAUAUCUGCCACAGCAUCACCGGCGGAGCAAUCUUGGCUCAAGGCUACUGGUGGCCAUACGAAGCGGCCAAGGCUAUGGCUGCCCAGUUUUGCUGGAAGAUUCGCUACGCUCUGACGCCCCUAUUCGGCACAGACUUCCCUUCCAUGUGCAUCCCCGAAGGCCAGCCUAGUCAUGGCAUUAUGAGGAUCGAUGCACACAUUGUGGCGGAAGCUACCAAGGCCGCCAAUUUCUACCGUAGCCUUGAGCUCCAGAAGCCUCGUGCUGCUUCAAGCCAGGGAUCUCAACAGCGUGGACCUCAUGGGCAACAGAGAAUAGGUCGUCAGCGCUCUAUCACCUAUGAUGACCAAAAUCGACAGCUUUAUAGGCCCAAAUUCGCUCGACAUAGCUACGAAGACAGCAUUAGCAGUGCCCGAGACUCGUCCUCGGAGCCGUACUGUCACUCUCCCCAGAGUCCUACCAGCUCCUGGACCCCGGUGAAUGUCCCGCCCCGCAGCUCAUAUGUUUCUCCCCAUGGGGAUCGUAUUUCGCCGUGUCAGUUCUUUCAUCCCCUCAAUACCUGUCAAAAGCAAAAUAUGUCGAGCGAGUGCAGUGGAUCUGAAACCGAUGAUAGCCCUAGACCCAACUUUUCUUCGCUUGCGAAAGGAGAUACCAAAAUGGGCAAAGCCAAUUCAUGCGUGGCCGAUGUAGAGACACGGGAUUUCUGCACCGACUCUGGCUUCUCCGGCGACGAGUCUGACGAGUCUGACGACGCAUAUACGCCUGUCUCUCGAGGUUCAACGGGCGAUGCGACCAUGAGUGCGAGGAAGAAUCCUCCUCGGUCUGUUAGGAGCCUUAGGAGCCGAAGAAGUGAUACCUCGCCAUCCGCGCGUCACUUUGCCCAUGAGGUCAAGGCUGCUCAUGCCCUGCUCCAUUUGCAUAUGCAGCAGGCAGAAGACGAGCAUGAUUCUCUUGAAGCUGUACCAAUCCCAAACGCUCGCAAGAGACGUUGCGCUUCUCUGUGA
Messenger RNA from Penicillium atrosanguineum, 1374 nucleotides. RefSeq lists its product as uncharacterized. Gene Ontology annotation, molecular function: DNA binding. The record is from RefSeq and is a predicted model, not a curated record. NCBI's taxonomy places the organism in Eukaryota, Fungi, Ascomycota, Eurotiomycetes, Eurotiales, Aspergillaceae. The transcript has 4 exons. The coding region runs from base 1 to 1374 and encodes 457 amino acids.